This is a messenger RNA of Elgaria multicarinata webbii, 1772 nucleotides long. It is a transcript of the gene DOK3, whose product is annotated as docking protein 3. Gene Ontology annotation, cellular component: cytoplasm. Gene Ontology annotation, biological process: Ras protein signal transduction; cell surface receptor protein tyrosine kinase signaling pathway; positive regulation of MAPK cascade. Bases 29 to 1453 code for a protein of 474 amino acids. NCBI's taxonomy places the organism in Eukaryota, Metazoa, Chordata, Lepidosauria, Squamata, Anguidae. The transcript has 5 exons. The record is from RefSeq and is a predicted model, not a curated record.
CUUGGGUUGCCUGUUCGGAGCCUCCUCUAUGGAGCACCCUGUGAAAGAGGGGAUUCUCUAUGUCCAGCAUCCCAAAUUUGGGAAGAAGUCCUGGCGGAAAGUGUGGGCCCAGCUCUUUCCUGACAGCCCCUCCGGCGUUGCACGGCUCGAGUACUUUGAAGGUGUCUCAGCGGAGAAGGCCACCCUGCGGAAGGGGGAGCGCAAGGUGAUCCGUCUCUCAAACUGUGUCUCUGUGGAACGGGCUGGGGACCACAGCUCCCCCAAGGAGACGGGCCCCUUCUACUUGUGCAUGAUGGAGCGCAGCUGCUUGCUGGCAGCAGAUCAACCAGACGACUGGAUAGAAUGUAUCUGCCAACUGGCUUUUCAGAAGACACCUGUCCUAGCCAGCACACCUGGAAACACUCCCAGUCCACAGCCCCUCAUGGAGGAGAAUGCCAUCUACUCAUCCUGGCAGGAAAUACACGAGUUCCCAGUCACAGUGUUCCCGACAGAGGCAUCUUCCAGAUGUCAGCUGAAAGGGAAUUACCUGAUGGCGCCUUUACUUGAGCAGCUGGUGCUGAAGGACGCGCAGUCUGAACAUGUCCUCUAUAGCUGGCCUUACGCCUUCCUCCGAAGAUUUGGCCAGGAAAAGACUGUGUUCUCCUUUGAGGCAGGGCGCCGCUGUGAUUCAGGAGAAGGCCUCUUUACUUUUAACACGGUACGGGCCACAGAGAUCUGUAAAGCUGUGUCAGCUGCCAUAGAGCACCAAAAAAAUGUUCUUCUGGAGAGAGAUAAGAAAACUGGGGUUUGCUCAGCCCAAGACUCUGUGCAGAAAGGAGGACCCUGGUCGUGGCCCACUGGUCUGGAGAGCCAGGAGGAAAUGCAGCCUCUAUAUGCCAGGACCCCAAAGGGAACUGUGGAAAAAGGCUUCCCAGUGCUGCCUGUGAGCGACGGCCGCUCAGUUUCCCCAGAGACGGAGUCUCCUGAAACACCCAUCAUCUAUGCUUCCAUUGGCAAGAGCUUCCCGCUCUUCCAGCCCAGUGACAAGAUGGAGGCAGAGCCCAAGGAGCAGGGAGAACCACUCUCCGACCAUCUCUAUGAGAACUUGCGUGCUCUGGAGAAGCACCCCCUUUGUUCGCAGUCUCUCGGCUUCAGUUACAGAGACUCCCCUGAAGAUAGCAGAAGCAACAACACUGAGCUGCAACCCAUCUAUGGCAACAGUCCUGUAGCGGCGAAACGCUCAAGUAGCCACCCAAGUCUUAAUCCCAGUGCAGGGGCUGACUCCUGUCCGGAGAGCCAGUGCCCUCCUUGCAUGCUGGAUUGCCAAGAGGCAGUGAGUGGAGGCGAGGGGAAUGCCAAGCCCAAGAUAAGAGGGGCUGGUGCUUUCAAACACAAACUGGUCUCCAUGCUAAGCCGGGACGGAGGAGGCGCUAAGACGGCCAGCAAGAACACGGGUCCAAUGGACAAGUCAUAAUGGGACCUCUCCAGCUGCCCCAGGGCCUGGAAUUCCCCCUCUCCUCCUCCAUCAUCUCCAUCUCCUCAUGUCCUCUAUCGUCAUGACAGGGAGAAUCUUUGUGACCUGAAAACGCAACCUGUCAAAUCAGAUGAAUGGUGGCUGUAGAUGCCAGCUUGGCCCACUCUACUCCAUGGAGCCAGUCCUAGGUACUGAAGAGGUGGGAAUGACAAUUACUCUCCUAACCACUUCUGUGAGUAUCAAGGAACCUGGAAAACCAAAAGAAUGUGUUUUGGGCUUUUGUUUUUCUUCUGUGUCUCAAUAAAUAGUGUUUCUUGGA